Molecule: messenger RNA, 8775 nt
Organism: Astyanax mexicanus (Mexican tetra)
Lineage: Eukaryota; Metazoa; Chordata; Actinopteri; Characiformes; Acestrorhamphidae
Gene: sv2a
Product: synaptic vesicle glycoprotein 2A
Exons: 13
Coding region: 405-2606 (733 amino acids)
Biological process (GO): transmembrane transport; chemical synaptic transmission
Cellular component (GO): membrane
Molecular function (GO): transmembrane transporter activity
Source: RefSeq, a predicted model, not a curated record
UGAGAGAUGACGGUUGGUCUCUCAGCAGCUCUCCGUUGAUUUCUGAGCGAAAAAUGCGCAGUUUUCGCCUUAAAACCGAUUAAAACCCAGCGUAUCCUAUCCAUCAGCCGAGAGUACACGGUUUCCUGACGCAAAGUGAUGAAAAAACGGAAUCUCCUCCUAAUUAAUCGGUUAUUUCAUCGAGCGUUCAGUGAGGAGCACCGUUAGCCUUAGCCUCGCCCCUUCACCUUCCAGUCUGCCGAUCCUAGAGAGUGAGACUGCUGCAGAUCACUGCACCCCAGCUGGUGCUUUAAUCGCUGUCCAGGGUGCUGAACUCCUAAACAACCACCCACUGCUGCUAACGGACCUCUGCUGACCUUCCUCCAACCACCACAGACUAACGCGUACCACACACCUUCGCAGCAAUGGAUGAGGGGUACCGAGACCGGACAGCCUUCAUCAAAGGCGCCAAAGACAUCGCUAAGGAGGUGAAACGGCAGGCGGGCAAGAAGGUGGGCCGCCACGUGGACAAGAUGUCCGAUGAGUACACCAAGCGAUCGUACACGCGCUUCGAGGAGGAAGACGAUGACGAUGAUUACCCCGUCCAGGCGCAGGACGGCAGCUACUACCGCAGCAACAGCCGUGCCAAUGACGACGAGGGUGCCCACAGCGACUCCACGGAGGGCCACGACGAGGAUGACGAGAUCUACGAGGGCGAAUACCAGGGCAUCCCUCGCAACGACUCGGUGAGCAAGGCCGACGGGCAGCCAGGCGGAGCCCCCCACUCACAGUUCCGGGACAUGGCGCAGUACGAGGGCGAGAGGCGCAAAGACCAGGAGGAGCUGGCCCAGCAGUACGAGACCAUCCUGCAGGAGUGCGGCCACGGGCGCUUCCAGUGGACCCUCUACUUUGUGCUGGGGCUGGCUCUCAUGGCCGACGGCGUGGAGAUCUUCGUGGUGGGCUUCGUGCUGCCAAGUGCUGAGAAAGACAUGUGUCUCUCCGAGCCCAACAAAGGCAUGCUGGGUCUCAUUGUAUAUCUGGGUAUGAUGGUGGGAGCAUUCGUGUGGGGUGGUCUGGCUGAUCGGAUUGGUCGCAGGCAGACUCUGCUCAUCUCUCUCUCCAUCAACAGCGUCUUUGCUUUCUUCUCCUCCUUCGUCCAAGGAUACAGCUCCUUCCUGUUCUGCCGCCUGCUCUCCGGUGUUGGGAUUGGAGGUUCAAUUCCCAUAGUCUUCUCAUAUUACUCUGAGUUUUUGGCUCAGGAGAAGCGUGGAGAGCACUUGAGCUGGCUCUGCAUGUUCUGGAUGAUUGGAGGAAUCUACGCUUCAGCCAUGGCAUGGGCCAUCAUUCCCCACUAUGGAUGGAGCUUCCAGAUGGGUUCAGCCUACCAGUUCCAUAGCUGGAGGGUGUUUGUGCUGGUCUGUGCCUUCCCCGCGGUGGCUGCCAUCGCAGCUCUGAACACCAUGCCAGAAAGCCCACGCUUCUUCCUGGAGAAUGGGAAACAUGAUGAAGCCUGGAUGAUCCUGAAACAAGUCCAUGACACCAACAUGAGGGCCAAGGGCUACCCUGAGAGGGUCUUCUCUGUGACCACUAUUAAGACAGUGAAGCAGAUGGAUGAGUUGGUGGAUAUGGGAGGUGAUGCCACAGCCUGGCACCAGCGCUGGAGGAUCAAGCUUACCAAUCUCUUUCAUCAGGUGUGGAGCAACUUCCUGACCGUUUUCAAUCCUGAGUACCGCCGUACCACCUACAUGAUGAUGGCUGUGUGGUUUUCCAUGUCAUUCAGCUACUACGGCCUGACGGUGUGGUUCCCUGACAUGAUCAAGUACCUGCAGAAGCAGGAGUACUCUUCACGCACCAAAGUCUUCAUCAAGGAGAAAGUGGAACAUGUGACCUUCAACUUCACCCUGGAGAACCAGAUCCAUCGCCAAGGAGAGUACUUUAACAACAAGUUUUUGAACCUGAAGAUGAAGUCUAUGGUGUUUGAGGACUCUCUGUUUGAGGAGUGUUACUUCGAGGACAUCACCUCCACCAACACCUUCUUUAAAAACUGCACCUUCAUCGCCACCCUCUUCUACAACACAGAUCUGUUUAAAUACAGGCUGGUCAACAGUCGUCUCAUCAACAGCACCUUCCUGCAUAACAAAGAGGGCUGCUUGCUGGACUUCAGUGACGAGAACAACGCCUACAUGAUCUACUUUGUCAGUUUUCUGGGCACGCUGGCAGUCCUGCCCGGGAACAUUGUGUCUGCUCUGCUCAUGGACAAGAUCGGACGCCUGAGGAUGCUGGCCGGUUCCAGUGUGAUCUCCUGUGUCAGCUGUUUCUUCCUGUCAUUUGGAAACAGCGAGUCGGCCAUGAUUGCCCUCCUCUGUCUCUUUGGAGGCAUCAGCAUUGCGUCGUGGAACUCCUUGGACGUACUGACAGUAGAACUGUACCCGUCUGACAAGAGAACCACUGCCUUCGGCUUUCUGAAUGCCCUGUGUAAGCUGGCCGCAGUGCUGGGAAUAAGCAUCUUCCAGUCCUUCGUGGGCAUCACCAAAGCGGUGCCCAUUCUCUUCGCCUCGGGAGCGCUGGCGGCCGGCAGCUUCCUGGCGCUGAAGCUUCCGGAGACGCGGGGGCAGGUGCUUCAAUAGUGCAGCCUCCCUGCCAGCAGGUGGCGACGUUGAAUAGGAAGUGUUUCCCAAAACCCCAUUGAGUGAGCCACGCUGCGAGCAGCGGAGAAUACCACACAAAAAUCUACCAUUUUUUAAAAAUCCUCUCAUUACAGGAGAUCAGUUGUAGAUGUUGUUUCAUUAAGCCCCUUCUGUUUCUGUGUCGAACUUUUACUGAGCAAAUUCAUUUUGAAUCAUUUUCAGCAGCAAACAGCGACAGUUCUUAGCAAACACAGGUCAGAUUGUAGAACCGCUCACUUUUCCUUCCCUUUUCCUUUUUCCCUUUGAGGUCAUGAAGUUGGGAGAUUAAUCUCGCCACAGAAAAGCCAUCUACCCAUUUAGUAAUCGUUUAAUCCAGUCUUGUGCAGGUUGCUCUCUUCAUAUACACUAGAUUUCAAAUUCACACUUCGCCUGUAUUCAUUCGUCUGUAACAAGUCAAGUGGCAUGGUUUUAAGGAUGUCGGGUUUGAGUCCAGGGCUAUUAUACUCUGAGGUCUGAGGACUGAUCCCGUCCUUAUCUGUUAUUAGCGCCCUUACAGGGAAAACAAAGGUUGUGUGUGGGUAUAUAUGUGUGGGUGUGAGUGUGUAUAUAUGUCAAAAUGUGUGCAUAUAUGUGUGUGUAUGUGUUGAACAACUGCCAUUUUUGACACAUUCCAAAGUUUAUUUGUAGUUUUGUGAGAGUUUUAUGUGAGAACCGGCCUGUGAUGAGUUUAACUUCUCCCUUUAAUCUUAGUCCAAGCCAUUCUGUCGUGGGAAAUCAUGGAGAGUGAGAGUGAUGGGCGUUGUUUUUGGUUUUGAUGGGGGUUGAUGGGGUUGUUGGGGGUCGUUGGGGUUGUUAUUUUCUGCACGGACAGUGUUUCGAGUGUUCUUUGCUCUCUUGUGGUGCUGGUUGUUGUUGUUAUUUUCCGCUCACGGUAUCCUACCGAAAGGAAGCGGCGUGAAAUCUUGAAUCGGUGGGCGUGACGAAGCUCACAUUUAGAUCACGUCGUUAUUUCUUUUUUUUUUUUUUUUUAUUUUGAGGUAGGGAUCUUCGAUGGUAGAGUCGGAUCGUAAUAUGGUAAUAUGAUGAGCGCACUGUAAACUUUGUAAGGUUUAGGAGAGGAAUCAAAGAUUCGCAGAGAGUCAUAGAGAGCCAUAAAGAGAGAGAGAGAAUGCUGGUGUUCUUUCAGAAGUGGCUUUAUUGAUAUUGAUAUAAAGUUUUGAGAAGAUGAAUGAGAAUAUAAUAUAUGGUUUAUGACAGUAUGACAGCCUACAUGACCUGAGUGCUCUAUCUCUAUCCCCAUACUCUACCCAUGAUGAUUUCUGAGAUAAUGUAAAAAAGAAAAUGUGACAUAAGAAGAUGUUAAUAAAAUGUUGGCCCCUUUAGAAAUAAAAGGGGGAUAUGUGGUUAUACGUUGACAAUAUAUUCCAAGAUAUAAAUAGAAUAUAUUGUAGUAUAUUUUCAGUAGAUUUCAGACUUUUUUGUAUGGGCAUGCAUGUCCCAUUCCAAACUAGAAAACAACCAUUGCCCCUAUAUUCACGAAUAUAUGUAUUCCAUAACAGGCCCCUCCUCACAUUCCAUCCUCGUGUUUUUCCUUGAAUGUGCACAGCUUCUGAUUUUUUGGAAUUUACCGAUCAGCAGCGUGCGAAAAACUAUAGUGAUGAAAAAAACACGUCUUUUCUUCCACCCACAUGAGUCUCCUUGAAAAAGACAAAAAAAUCAAAUGAAAAAAUCUGAGAGGGGCAAAAAAAAAGCAAAUCAAGCACAAGACGGUUUGAUGAGACUAUCAAAAAACCAAUAGGUUUUAUUUUGAAAAUGCUGUAAAUGAUGUACUGAAUAUAAAUAUACAGUUCAGUCUGUCUGUUUGAACACUCUAGCUAAUGUUAAAUAUAUAAAUAUAUAGGGAAAAACUCUGAAUAGAUAAAAAUCUAUUUCUUUCCGUUUCAGAUGUUGAAAUCUAGUACCAUAAUGUCUUAGAUAGGUUCUACUUGAUGUCUGUAUAUAUAAAUAUAUUGGUUUAAGGUACUUUUAUUUUGAACAAAAGCAAAUAUUCAGAGACCUGACGGAAGCAAGUCAAACACAAAUGCAAUUCAUGCGCGAUGUGUUUUGUCCAUAUGUUCUUUUCCGUUCUUACGAUGACUAAGAGGUACCCGUAGAUAUGUACGUAUGUAUGUGAGUGUGUGUGUGUGUGUGUGUACGUGUGUACGUGUGUGCGUACGUAUGUGUGCGUGUGCGUGCUUGCAUGUGAAACGUUGAGGUGUUCCACAGAAUAAUAUUUGUAUGCAUUUAUUUCUAUGGUUGCGAGAGUUUUUGAUUUUAUAGUCUUUUUUACUUUGGAUGUCUGUAGAAAACAGGUUGUGCCACAUAACACAGGGUAAAUUUAUUGCUGUAAUGUUGUUUGACGUGAAGUUCUCAUCACUACACAGUUAAAAAUCUUGAAAAAAAUGAAUGAGAGUGUAUAAGAUUUAUCAUUUUAAAAAGUGCUGGACAUUAAAAAGUUAGUCAAACUUUUUGUCAGUAUAAACUGAAUUGAAAUCUGGGGCGUUUUAGAAAGCUGAGUGAACACAGCACAAAAAGAGAACGGAAGAACUGAAAUUAAUGUUUUUUGUUUGUUUCAUUUUCCAAUCUGGUGGUUUAUGUUUACUUCAGCGUAGAACUUCAGAUCAUUCGGUCCGUACAAUUCCUCUUAUCUAGAGUACAACUGAUGACUGCCUUCCGUUAAUUACACAGAUACGUCUAGCAAAAAAUAAAGAGCAGGUUUCCAGUCUUAGAUGCUUCUGUUUGCAGAUAGUGCUAAUCACAAAGAAAAUGCAGAGGUGUCACUCUUCUUUACUGCCAUUUUGUAGGAUAGCAGCCAUAUUCUGGACGCACUCAGACUAAAAAAAAGGACACUGGAGUUUGGUGUUCCUUGCAUUAAAUUAAAAUACACUGCAAAAAAUGAAAGUAGAAAAAAAUGAGGAUAUCUUCUGGCUGGUAUCAACUGAUUAUGAGAUUGUCAAUAAGAUAUUCUAAGAUUUCUCAGCUCCUUUGUAAAUGUUUUUAGUUUUUUUUUUUUGCUUAAAUUUGACCGGUAGAAUAUAGUGCUUGAAUGGGCCAAGUAACAAAUACAAGCUUAUGGUCCUUAGAGGAAAGUCUUUUAAUUUGGUGGCUAUUUUGCAAAAAGGCCAGUCAGUUAUUUCUGGUGAAAAAAGAACAGGAUUUCAUUUCUUUAAACAAAAAGAGAUCAAAAUACUAGACGCUGUAGGUCAAAUUUCUGCUUUAUGACAUAUUGUAAAAAAAAAAAAUUACCACAUCAAGUUGAAAGUUGAUUGGCUAUUUUGUUAAAUGGCUGGAUGUUGUCUGUGAACAGAUGCCAUGUUGAACAUAUAUUUGAAUAUUUGAAUCACUGGCCUCCUAAUUUGUAAAACGACUCAUACAUACUACUCUAUGUAUUACCAGUAGAGCAAUGUCUUAAAGCAAUAAAAAUAUCUAAAACCAAUCUCAUAAUAAUAAAAAAAAAACAUCCUUUACAUGGCGCAACUAUCUAAGUGCUCCCCAGUGAUGCCACAGCCAUCCAUAAGUUCCAGACAGCACAAAUGGCUUUGAUCUCACAUGGAUGGGUAAUAUGACCCUCAGCCAGCGUUGGCAAAUUAAAGAUUUUCUGAAAUCUAUCUGUGUAUCUUUUUGACAAGACUUUAGAUAAUCUCUCUUACCAAAAUAUUAUUAUUUGCAGUGUAGAAAAAUGACGAUUUGUUACCAAAGUAGUUCUGUGAUGGAUUCUAAGCACACAAUCAGCCACAGCCUAAACUCAGCGUCCCACAGUCAGGCCAGUCAGGCUUCUCUGUGCUCCAGCAAAAACAACUUAAGCAAAUCAGACUUUAAUUAAGGGAUCCCAGUACAAAUCACUCAAGAACCUGCCUUUUACUUUUUCACUAUAAGGUCAGAAACAAACCAUCAGUGACAAUCUGAGCAGGAGCAAAAAACUAGAGAGCUGCCACUCAUAUAGGACCCAAACCAGAGUUGCACAAUGAUCUACUCAGUUACAAACGAAACAGAGCAACAAACUCACGUUUUAUACCCUACAGAGUCUCCUAAAUAGAGCUUUGCAAAAAAAAGGUUGGCACUAGGAUGGCAGAGGAUGGCACUAUUAAAGUGUUUAGUGCUGUCACUGUCAUUUAUAAUUUAAUAACCUUGCAGUUAUCUUGAUUUAAUCAUGUUUUUUGCCCUAAACAAUGUACAAAACAUAUUAUUAAUACACUUUGCACUGCAUUUAAAAAUUGCAGUUCAUAUAUAUUCUUUUAUAUAUUGUUAAUAUUGAUAACUGACUUUACCUUAAGUUUAAUCUUAAUGGAAAUUAAAUUAUGUUGGAUAAAUUAACCAUUUAUUAAAACAUGUGGUUGUAGUAUAAAAUUUAACUACAAAAAUUACAAUUAGUCCAGUACAGAAGAAAUUGUCAGUUGUUACAGAAACAGGUUUAUACACAAGCCUGAUACCUUGUAUAUAAGUUGAAUAACACAUGGCCCAACAUGUUUAAAAAGUAUUUUAAGGAAUUUAAUAGUUAAGUGGAGUUAUGAAUAUAACUUAAUUUUGGGAGACUGAUCCACGCCCUUGCUCCUCUUAUUCCCCACCCUAUAUAAACCCUCAAUUCCUCUCUCCCUGCGUGUCCAACAACUUCACACCCACCUCCUCCCCAUCUUCCUCCUUCUUCCCUUUACUCUUGCCAUUUCCUGUAUCUCUUCUCGUGGGCGGGGCUUCAGCUUUACAGCCCUGCAAAGCUGCCCCAAACUCCUGCCCAAAACCUCUGAGCCCCUUUUUUAUUUUCCAUCUAAGGGCGUGGGAAAUACUAGCAAAUUAAAUGUUUAAUAUGGCAUAAUGUUUAAUGCAUUUAUAAAAUGAACAAAAUUAAGUUCUAAUCUGAGUAAUUGUGACAGCACUACUCAUGUGCAUUUGAAAGCGUAAGCUUAUAAAAAGCUUAUAUUUGCAAAGUUCCAUUUAGGCACUUUGUGUAGCACCGUUUAUUUAUUAUUUUUUAUUUAUCAGGGAAUCAGAUCCAGUUCAACAUUAUUUUAAGGUUACAUAUGAAAAAGCACAUCCCGCAUCAUUUCUCAAGUUUGCCAUUCCUCAGCAGGCUAUCACUGCCAAGUCAGUCAGGCGGAGUCUCUGCCGAUACCUGUUUCCAUCCGCGGUUGUACAGCAUGUAAAUCUUAGGCGUCACGUCUCCUCCGUGUUGUCUUUGGUCCGUUCAUUGAACUACAGACAAGGAUGUCAAUAUCGCUGUCGUACGCUGUGAACACGCUGAUCUACAGUAAACGAUCUCAGUGAAGCUGUGGAUUAUUUGUACGUAAAUAAAAUAGCAGUCCUGAAAUUUGUGAACUUCACCUGUUUGGAUUGUUACUGGGUGUUUUAAUGAUUGUUCAGAUUUCUCGUUUUUGUUUCUUGUUUUUUGUUUCGUAUUUCGAUGAUUAGCAGUCAAUCGUGUGCGCAAAAAGAAAUCAAAGCAAUAAAAGUGACUGACAGGUUUCUUUGCUCCGCCCCCUCCAGCCCCCGCACCCUCCCUCCCCCCAUUCUAUUGGGAAAAGUAAAAGCACACUGAAAAACGAACAGGCCACAUGCAAUGAGAUGUGUAGUGAUUUAAAGAAAACAAUAUAUAUAGAGAGAAAUAUAAAUAUAUAAAUAUACAUAUAUAUACAUAUAUAAAUAAAUUAAUAUCUGAAAGGCCAAUGUCAGUGAUUCUACAAAUAUCCCAUAGGUCUUUUGAUGCUUUUGUCGAUUACAAUGUAUCGCCAUGAUUUCAAUGUGACAGAGUUUAUCACCUUAUCAUUGUACUGUGCUGUAGAGAUUGUAGUUGUUUGUAUGUAAAAGUAUAAAUAUGUGGAACAAUAAAAAAGUGAAAAAGACAAAAACCGUUGAACACAAGAACUAGAGUACUAUUGUAUGUUGUUCAUUUUUGUGAUCCGUUUCUUUUUUGUACAUGAGAAUGACAAUGGCGUAACGACGUUGACAUUAUCAUUGAACAUGAAGACUAUUUCAAUGUUACACCAAAAUGGUUCUGUAUUAAAGGUUCGUGAGAGACUUCUCAUUUUCCGAGUCAUGCUGGGACCUGCGCUGCACCUGUGCAGUGAACCAACCCUGUUCUUCAGCGAAAUGAUGAAAACCUACAUAUGGAUAAUAAACAAAUGUCAUGAAGAUCAAA